AUGAAGGUCGCCGCAUCACUGGCUGCCUUGCUGCUUGGCGCUACGGUGCAGGCAACUGCUCCUGCCAAGCCCAACUUCAUCUUCAUCAUCACCGAUGACCAGGACCAGCAGCUUGGCUCUGUCGACUACAUGGACUCUGUCAAGAAACACCUCAAAAACGAGGGCAUCACCCUCUCCAAGCAUUUCUGCACCGUUUCUCUCUGCUGCCCCUCUAGGGUCUCGCUCCUCACCGGCAAAGCUGCCCAUAACACCAACGUAACUGAUGUCGAGCCACCGUGGGGUGGCUACCCCAAGUUCAUUUCGCAGGGACUGAACGACGACUAUUUGCCUAUUUGGCUCCAGGACGCUGGCUACAACACGUACUACACCGGAAAAUUGAUGAACAAGCUUGGAAUCAGAACGUAUCAAAGCCCGGCACCUCGUGGAUGGAACCGCUCUGACUGUGCGCACAUCGUAAUUCAGUUUCACAUGCUGUCGCUGAUCGUCCUUACAGUUUUGCUCGACCCAAACACCUACGUGUAUAACAACGCUUAUUUUACUCUUGACAACAAGAAGUGGCGAGCUUUUCCAGGGGAGUAUUCUACUGAUUUGGUCGCAAAAAGAUCCCUCGAGUUCCUCAAGCAAGGCAUAGAUGCUCAAAAGCCCUUCUUUCUCGGGGUAGCUCCGAUCGCGCCACAUUCUGAGUUGACGGAUACCUUCAGAGAACCUGUACCUGCUAGUCGUCACCAGGACUUGUUCCCCGGUGCACAGGUCCCAAGAAAUAAAAAUUUUAACCCUUCUCAGCCCGGGACUGCAAGUUACUUCAAAAAUCUGCCCAGACUCAGUGCUGCGCAAGUUCAAUACCUCGACAACUUCCAAAGAAGACGUUUACAAUCCCUGCAAGCGGUCGACGACCUUAUUGAUGGCAUCUUUGACACCCUCCAGGACCACCCCGAUGUUUUGGCCAACACCUACAUCAUAUACACUGCUGACAACGGUUUCCACCUCGGACAGCAUAGAUUGCCUGCCGGUAAGACCUGCGGAAUCGAGGAAGAUGUCAAUGUGCCAUUUAUUAUUCGUGGCCCCGGAAUCGCCAAAAACAAGACAGUCAAUUUUCCAUCCUCUCAUACCGACCUUGCGCCGACUUUCCUUAAGUUGGCUGACAUUCCUCUCCGAGACGACUUUGAUGGAUUACCCAUUCCUGUCAGGUCCGUUGAUCAGACCCCAGACUCCAUCAAGAACGAACACGUCAACAUUGAGUAUUGGGGAAGAGGGAUAAUUGAAGGAACUGCGUUUGACAACCUGAGUAAGCACAUGCCUCCUUACCAAGUAGUACAUGGACUGACAGCCGAUAUAGAAGGCUAUUUCGGUCAGAACACCUACAAGACACUACGAAUCGUCUCUGAAAGCUACGAAUUCAUGUACACUGUGUGGUGUAAUGGUGACCAUGAGUUGUACAACAUGAAAAGAGACCCUUACCAAACAUCCAACUUGUACGGUACCGAGUCUCAAUGUAGUCCGUACGACGUCGGUCGCCUCACCAAGCGUCUUGAUACCCUGGUCCUUACACUCAAGAACUGCAAGGGAGAUUCGUGCCGCUAUCCAUGGAAGACUAUUUUUCCGUCUGGUCAAGUAAAGAGCCUGCAGGAUGCCCUGGACGAGAGCUACGAUGAUUUUUUUGAUUCGCAGCCCUGGGUUUCAUUCGAUGAAUGUACGCUUGGAUACAUACCGGAGCUUGAAGGUCCUGCUGGCCCCAACCCGUAUCAAGGUUCAUUUGCUCGCAAUACGGAGCUUCGUGAUGAGCACUGGAUUUAG
Cordyceps fumosorosea ARSEF 2679 is the source of this 1794-nucleotide messenger RNA. Its product is annotated as arylsulfatase precursor. The transcript is spliced from 5 exons. The coding region runs from base 1 to 1794 and encodes 597 amino acids. Lineage: Eukaryota; Fungi; Ascomycota; Sordariomycetes; Hypocreales; Cordycipitaceae. Gene Ontology annotation, biological process: phenol-containing compound metabolic process. The record is from RefSeq and is a predicted model, not a curated record. Gene Ontology annotation, molecular function: N-acetylglucosamine-6-sulfatase activity; arylsulfatase activity; glycosaminoglycan binding.